Dalotia coriaria is the source of this 1152-nucleotide messenger RNA. RefSeq lists its product as uncharacterized. Gene Ontology annotation, molecular function: DNA binding, bending; transcription cis-regulatory region binding. The transcript is spliced from 3 exons. The record is from RefSeq and is a predicted model, not a curated record. NCBI's taxonomy places the organism in Eukaryota, Metazoa, Arthropoda, Insecta, Coleoptera, Staphylinidae. The coding region runs from base 200 to 868 and encodes 222 amino acids. Gene Ontology annotation, biological process: regulation of transcription by RNA polymerase II.
CUAACUCACCCGAUGGACUAUGUCAUGAACUCAACGACCACUAACGACUUUUACAAACAAAAACCAAUUAUUAAUAGUUCUCAAGCAAAUAUGUAAGUAUUACAUUAAAUGCUGAUGGACCGGUACAAUUGUAAGAGAAAAGAGGAAUUGUUUUUCCUAACCUUAAAACCCUAAAAUCACGAAGAAAAUAUUCUUGAAAAUGAUGUCUGAUGACUCUGAAAAUGAUGGGAUUUAUGGCGAUAGACUGCACGAAAACAAUGUUUAUUAUAAAAAAUAUAAGUUACUUUUGGAAGAAUGUGAAACCAUACAAAAAAGCAAUGAAAGAUUAGUUUUCAGAAUUGAAGAAGUGAAAAAAAUCACGAAACGUAGACUGGAUCAAGUUGAAUACAUAAAAGAACGCCUAAAAGCUAGAUACUCAGAAGACUGGACUGAAAUACCUCAAGCAGCUUAUGAGGCAAUGGGAUCAAAUCCACCCUCUAAACCAAAGAUCAAAGAAGAGAAGGAGUCCAAGCCAUCAUCCACUAACAAAACAAAGAAACCAACCCAGCAGGGUGAAGAAAAACCAAUAAAAGGCAAGAAACCACCUAGGCGAAAAGUCUCCAAGGCGGAGAAAGAUCCGCGAGCGCCAAAACGCCCAUCCAAUCCAUUCUUCCAGUUCUGCCAAGAACAGCGUCAACCGCUGAUGGAGCAGUUGGUAGCCGAGCUGAAACCCGGCCAAAUUGAACCGAACAAGCAGGAAUUGACGCGGCAGUUAGCAAUCAAGUGGAAAACGCUGAGCACGGUGCAGAAGCAAGUGUAUGUGGACAUGUACGAGCGUUCGAAAGAGAAGUACGCGGCGGAGAUGACUGAAUAUAAUUUAAAAAAAUAAGUUCACUCAACAAAGUGAUAAAUGGAGGAUACGAUAUGUAAUUCAUUAAUGAUUUACGAGUGAAUGGACUGUCACUGUAGAUAAAUCGUGUGCAUACCGUGAUUUUGUUUAGUUAGCAUGCAUUAACACUCGUUUUGUGAUUAGUUUUUUAAGAAAAUUUCAAAUGAUGAAUGUACAGUUGAUUUGUAUCAUAAUUUCUUAGGAUAUAGACUUGAAAUAGAAUUGAUUCUUGCAUGCAUGAUAUACUGUUAUCAAACUUGCAUUUCAUUAAAAUUUUACAAGAA